AUGGGUCGCGUUCGUACCAAGACUGUUAAGAAGUCCGCCAAGGUCAUUAUCGAGAGAUAUUACCCAAAGUUGACUCUCGAUUUCGAGACCAACAAGAGAAUCUGUGAUGAGAUCGCCAUCAUUGCUUCCAAGAGACUCCGCAACAAGAUUGCCGGUUACACCACCCAUUUGAUGAAGCGUAUUCAACGUGGACCAGUCCGUGGUAUCUCCUUCAAGCUCCAAGAAGAGGAGAGAGAACGUAAGGAUCAAUACGUUCCAGAGGUUUCUGCUCUCGAUGUUUCCAGCACUGAGAGCGGACAACUCGAGGUCGAUGUCGAGACAAAGGAUCUCCUCAAGUCCCUUGGUUUCGAUUCUAUUCCAUGCAACGUCACCCCAGUCACUCAAGCACAAACCACCGAGCGUGGACCAAGACGAUUCGGCGACAGACCUGCCCGCAGAGAAUAAAUUUAUGGAUUUACAAAGGGUAUGGGGGAUUUUAUUGGGAAGCACAUGGAUCUGAUGGCUACUGGCGUAUAAAGGACGGACAGGAAGUGUAUACAGAUCAAUGUGAGAGAAUUCCUCCCAAAACCAGGUGUCGCCCGUGAUUCUCUCUUUAUGAGAGAUGAGGCUUGAUUGC
This is a messenger RNA of Botrytis deweyae, 616 nucleotides long. RefSeq lists its product as uncharacterized. Lineage: Eukaryota; Fungi; Ascomycota; Leotiomycetes; Helotiales; Sclerotiniaceae. Gene Ontology annotation, biological process: translation. The record is from RefSeq and is a predicted model, not a curated record. Gene Ontology annotation, cellular component: ribosome. Gene Ontology annotation, molecular function: structural constituent of ribosome. Bases 1 to 444 code for a protein of 147 amino acids. The transcript is spliced from 3 exons.